Amaranthus tricolor (Joseph's coat) is the source of this 1070-nucleotide messenger RNA. Its product is annotated as universal stress protein PHOS34. NCBI's taxonomy places the organism in Eukaryota, Viridiplantae, Streptophyta, Magnoliopsida, Caryophyllales, Amaranthaceae. The record is from RefSeq and is a predicted model, not a curated record. The transcript is spliced from 4 exons. Bases 386 to 871 code for a protein of 161 amino acids.
GUCCAAAUUACGUGCACUAGAAGCACCGUAGAGUUCGUGAUCGUGAAUAAAAAAUUGAGUUGGUACGGGGGAGGUGAUUUGGAUAUAUCAAAUCAAAUGACAAAGUAAACAAAUUGCAAAUGAUAAAGAUGGAGAAAAGAAUGAAUAUAUGCCUUUUCCCCUUUAAUAAUUGAUUGAAAAACCACGACAGCCUAUUGUAAAUCGUAUCAGUACCAGUAUCCCAAUCAAAAACGCAACCCUGCAAACCCAUUAACAUUGAUGAACCAGAUUUCGAUUAAAGCAUAACCCACUUUCUAUCUCCUGUCUCUUUCGAUUUCCCUUCUUUAUAUUCAAUCAAAGAUUUACAAUUUACAGUAAGAAUCUGAUCUGGGUUUUUGACAAAAUAAUGGCAACUACAGAGAAACCAGUGAUGUUAGUAGGAAUAGAUGAGAGUGAACAAAGCUUUUAUGCUUUAGAAUGGGCUCUUGAUCAUUUCUUUACUCCUUUUUCUCCUAAUUUUCCUUUUAACAUUAUUCUUGUUCAUGCUAAACCUACUCCUACUUCUGCUAUUGGAUUUGCUGGUCCUGGGGGCGCGGAAGUUUUACCUUAUGUAGAGGCUGAUCUAAAGAAGAUAUCUGCAAGGGUUGUAGAGAAAGCUAAAGAGUUGUGCCACUCGAGAUCGGUGCAGGACGUUGUAGUAGAAGUCAUAGAAGGUGAUGCAAGGAAUGUGCUCUGUGAGGCUGUCGAGAAGCACCAUGCAUCCAUCUUAGUUGUGGGUAGCCAUGGUUACGGAGCAAUCAAAAGGGCUGUUCUCGGAAGUGUAAGUGAUUACUGCGCUCAUCAUGCUCAUUGUUCGGUAAUGAUCGUCAAGAAGCCUAAGAUUAAGCACUGAACUUCCCUCUGGAUUGAAGGGGUGUGUAAUAAUACCUCCUAUUAAUUUGAAAUUAGAUUGUGAUAUUCUAUUUUUAGCCAAUAUAUUCAAAUGUCAUUGUAUAUUGAAUGUUUAGGCAAUAAACAUGUGUGAUGCACAAGUUUGUAUGUAAUUUAUGAACUUGUUUUACAAUUAAGCAUUUGGUUUUCUUUGUUGAAAA